This is a messenger RNA of Fonsecaea multimorphosa CBS 102226, 1158 nucleotides long. RefSeq lists its product as uncharacterized. Bases 1 to 1158 code for a protein of 385 amino acids. The record is from RefSeq and is a predicted model, not a curated record. The transcript is spliced from 2 exons. Lineage: Eukaryota; Fungi; Ascomycota; Eurotiomycetes; Chaetothyriales; Herpotrichiellaceae.
AUGGAAACAAUCACUCACAUCUAUGACCCGAAGCGGCCCCUCCUCCUUCUAGAAUACAGAAUCACCAGCAACAAGACCUCUCUCCAAGCAACAUCCUCACCUCCCAACGUUCUUCUGUUCGUGGGCGGACUCUACGACAACUUUCGGAGCCCACGCUACGUCGACGACUUGGCUGCGCUGUUCCCGCGCGAUGUUGCAGGCCAGGCAUGGCGCGUGAUGCACGUCCAGCUUUCGACUAACGGGAGGAGCUGGGGAUUAUUUGAUCUAGAUCGUGAUGUCAAGGAAAUCGCCGCCGCAAUCACAUAUAUCAGAGACACCAUAACCCAGUCUCCUUCGACGCCCGUGGUUUUGAUGGGCCAUUCUACCGGCUGUCAGGACCUGAUGCACUAUCUUAUUUCUCCCGUGUCGACAUCCUCUGCGCGCCCCAAUAUCUCAGGCGCAAUCUUACAGGCGCCCGUCUCGGACCGCGAAGCAAUUUUGCAUUCUGCGUCUGAGUCGUCGGCUGCAAAAGCAAGCUACGAAGCAUGUCUGCAAGUCGCUUACUCGACGCCCCGGGAGAAACACAAGACCACAAUUAUACCCCUGGAUGUCAUCACGCCUCUCUUUGGCCCUGUUCCGGUGACCGUUUUCCGCUUCCUCAGCUUAGCGUCACCGGAUUCGCCAGAGAAGCCAGCAAUGGACGACUACUACUCCAGUGACCUGUCCGAUCAGCGGCUUCGAGAGACGUUUGGUCUGAUUGGGGCCGUUCCGCAUCUCCUGCAGCCAUCAUCAGGCCAUGGAGGGACGAAAAGCCUCUUGAUUCUCCAGGGCGCUAACGACCAGAGUAUCCCCCCGACGGUAGAUAAACCCCACCUGCUCUCACGCUGGAAGUCGGCGUUGGAAUCCACUGGCGAGGCAGCACUGUCCCGCCAUUCCCUCAUCAUUCCCCAUGCGAAGCACGACAUCUCGGGCGAGUCAAAAGAGGCGCGCAGAGCACGUCUCGUGGUCAUGCGCGGCGCCGUGCUGAAGUACCUUGAAGAUGUGGUCGGUGGCAUUGAUGCGCCUUCGAGGGUCGAUGACAGCAACGGAACGAGCCCGUGGGCGAUCCUGGAGAAGGAUCUGAAGGACAUUGAAAGUGGAAAUGACGUUGGGAAGAGCGCGGAUACCUCUAAAUUAUGA